GCGUCAUCGGCGCCCGCAGAAGGGAAGUGUUGAGGAUGAAAGCUUCGCAGUGGAGACCCUUCCUGCGGCACCUCGCCUACAGCCUUCACGAAAACCCGAAAGUAAACGCCACUUGCCUCGAAAACAUGCGGCUGUUUCUCAAUGCCAUGAUGCUCCAAGAUGAUGCCGGACUGGAGCUGCUUGACUCUCUGGGAACCUUACCCAGCGGUAUACUACGAGGAUCGUUGACAGAUGAAGGGUCGUAUGAAGGGUGCUUUUCAGCCAACGUCACGGAUAAAAAUGGAAACUUCGUUGCGAGGAAGUUCUGCGACGUCGUUGUCUAUCAUCGAGCUGCAAUUCUCAAUUUCCCAGUUCUUCAAAACCAGCAAACCCCAGCAAAGAUCUUCGUCUUCACGCAGUCCUUGGUUAAAAUAGGUGUAUGCAUUCCGUCUUCAUGCACUGACGAAAACUUCGCAGUCAUAGUAAAUGAUGCGCUUUCAAAGUGGAACCUCGCCAGUGUCGUUGCACUCUGUGACUACAACGAACCACCGGAGGAGACGCCUGUGCUAAUUAUCUUCUUUCUUGGAAUAUUUGCGGCCACGGUGGCUCUGGCCACACUUGUGGACGUGGUCAAUCCAGCGAAGCCCACCGCCAAGGACCACCAGUGUGUUGUUGGAAACACAGGUAAAUUUCUUAUGGUGCGCUUCCGCACGUUGUCUGUGAUGUGCACCAUGCGUGAGACGUUUCGCUUUGACACCUGUAAAGAGGAUCGGCUCGACAUCUUCAACGGACUGCGCGCAUUGGCCAUGGUGUGGACAAUCGCCCUUCACACACACCUCUACAUAGACGAAAUCGCCCUAGGAAACAUCGACGAAGUGUUUCGAAAGUCCAGAACGUUGCCAAGGCAGCUUAUCGUGAACGCAACCAUGAGCGUGUCAGUGUUUCUGACGAUCAGUGGCUUCAUGCAAUGGAAGACAGUCUGGAAUCGAUCGAAUAACGAGAAGAGCAGAGACGGUUGGCUGGCGGUCAUCAUCCACAGGUACCUCAGGUGGGUUGUGAGCUUUUUUUUUUUUUCUUUUCGUUGGAAUGUGCCGGCUCUGUGGCUAAAUGAUCUCGAAUGCACAAAUUUGGUAGUUUCUGCUCUGGCGAGGUGAGGACGCUGUACUUCGAUGUAGCGUAUUGUUGAGUAGCUUACACACGAAGCAGCAAACAAUGCAAAAAUUUAUAUUGGAAGUCGGUAGGGAAAACGCGGUACGUUGCAUCGUCUUAAGCUCUACCAGCACGAGAGGAAAUAUUUAUUCCAUGCAGAACAUGUGCAUUCUUACUACAAAAGUUGUGGUGGAAGCAAAAAGCCACGUGUUAACGUUGCAUAAAUGCGUCUUUAAAAAAAAUGCUAUGAGAAACUUACUGCAUAUAACUUAAGACGACGA
Molecule: messenger RNA, 1409 nt
Organism: Dermacentor andersoni
Lineage: Eukaryota; Metazoa; Arthropoda; Arachnida; Ixodida; Ixodidae
Product: nose resistant to fluoxetine protein 6-like
Molecular function (GO): acyltransferase activity, transferring groups other than amino-acyl groups
Source: RefSeq, a predicted model, not a curated record